AUGACUAAGUUAUUUGACAAGUGGAUUGCUAUUUUCGGAAGACCUGGACUCAUUUUGUCAGAUAAUGGUGGUGAGUUCAAUAAUGAAAAGUUUCUGGAAAUGUGUGCUGUAUUGAAUAUCAAGGUUAGAACUACCCCAGCGGAGUCUCCUUUCUGCAAUGGUACGGUAGAAAGACACAACGGUUUGUUGUCAGAAAUGAUAGAGGCAGUUCUCAAUGACACUAACUGUAACAUAGACAUCGCUAUCUCGUGGGCGAUUAAUGCUAAGAACUCACUAGCUAAUGUUUAUGGUUUUAGUCCACAUCAACUAGUGUUUGGUCGCAAUCCUGAAAUACCCGGAGUUUUACAGAACACAGAUCAUCUUCCCGCACUUAAUGACGAAACCAGCAGUAAGAUUCUUGCCGACCAUCUUAAUGCUCUAGCAGCAGCUCGGAGCAGUUUUAUCAAGUUGGAGAACACUAGUAAGUUCAAGAGAGUGUUACAGGAACGAGUACAAGAUGCAGCAUGGAAUCAUCAGUACGUGAGUGGAGAUCAGGUGUAUUAUAAGAGGACUAAAGUGAAAGGACCUUGGUUAGGACCAGCGACAGUUGUUGGCCACUUAGCAAACCAAAGCAGGGACAAGAACCUACGAAGGUUGAUAACAGUUCACAGACACCAACAAAGUGUCAUCAAUCUGGAAGAACCAAUCAUGCAGCAGAGAGGAAGGUCUGUCGUGUUUUAG
Messenger RNA from Bolinopsis microptera, 720 nucleotides. RefSeq lists its product as uncharacterized. The transcript has 2 exons. Gene Ontology annotation, biological process: DNA integration. NCBI's taxonomy places the organism in Eukaryota, Metazoa, Ctenophora, Tentaculata, Lobata, Bolinopsidae. Gene Ontology annotation, molecular function: nucleic acid binding. The record is from RefSeq and is a predicted model, not a curated record. The coding region runs from base 1 to 720 and encodes 239 amino acids.